Pelecanus crispus (Dalmatian pelican) is the source of this 886-nucleotide messenger RNA. The record is from RefSeq and is a predicted model, not a curated record. Lineage: Eukaryota; Metazoa; Chordata; Aves; Pelecaniformes; Pelecanidae.
GUUUGAAUAUACACACAAGAAACAGACGGGCGGAGCGGGCCAGUAUGGCAAAGUUAUGGGCGUUCUUGAGCCCCUGGAUCCGGAGGACUACACAAAAUUAGAGUUUGAAGACAGAACCGUUGGCACAAAUAUUCCAAAACAGUUCGUGCCCGCUAUUGAAAAGGGAUUCCGAGAAGCGUGUGAAAAAGGCCUAGUGUCAGGGCACAGGAUAUCUGGAGUGCGGUUCGUCCUAGAUGAUGGUGCACAUCACAUGGUGGACUCUAACGAAAUCUCUUUCAUCAGAGCAGGAGAAGGAGCCCUUAAGCAAGCUAUGGAAAACGCCACUGUGCGUAUACUUGAACCCAUUAUGGCGGUGGAGGUGAUGGCACCCACUGAAUUCCAAGGAGCAGUGAUAGCUGGAAUUAAUCGCCGUCACGGAGUGAUCACAGGACAAGACGGCACAGAGGGUUACUUUACUCUCUAUGCUGAGGUGCCACUGAAUGAUAUGUUUGGAUAUGCCACUGAGCUGAGGUCUUGCACAGAGGGAAAGGGUGAAUAUACAAUGGAAUACUGUAAAUACCAACCGUGUUCGCCCAGCACUCAAGAAGAAAUAAUUAACAAAUACCUUGAAGCAACAGGGCGACUUCCUGCAAAAAAGGGCAAAGCCAAGAGCUGACUUUUUUCCUCUUGAGUGAACGGUUUUUCACAAUCUUCUCUGAAAACUGAAUUGCCCAAGCAAUAGAAGCAGUCGAGGCUGGCUGGAUAAGUGCGGGCUGCAGUGGGACUCGGGCUCGUAAUUUCGUCAUAAUAUCCUUCCUUUGUGGUAUUCUCAGAAGCCACCGGGAGAUGACAACGGAAUUGUUCACAUGUAAAUGCUGCUCAUUCACAAAAUAUAUAAAUGUUAUAA